CCGGAAUUGUGCUUAACUCGCUCUAUGCCUCCGCCGCAGCACCAAAGUCACAGGAUGUUCCUCCCUCCCCCGUCCCCUGGGAUGCUUCAGUCAAAACCUUGUAAAGCAAGAGGAGAAAAUGGUGUUUCUAAAUCUGAGCAGCUGCUGUCGAAUGCCAAACGACGAGAACAUCCUUCUAAUGUGUCUAAUAUCCAUUCAUAUCAGUGUCCUGGUUCUAGAAGGGCUUUCCUAGCUGUUGAAAACAAUAGUCAUCUUUCAUCAUCAUCAUCAUCUUCUUCUUCUUCAAUUGAAGCAACAAAGGGUUGUCUCAGGCUCUUGCUCUCUCACUGUUCAUCAUCACCAUCUUCUGCUGCUGCUGCUAUCACUCAUGGUACUCGCAAAACUGCUUUGAAUCGCCGUUGUCGCACUGGAACUCUCAAAUCGGCUCCCGUUUCGAGUUUUCCUCGCUCCAAACCAUUCCGUUUCAUGAAGGGAAAUGCUUUGUCCGAUCCCGUUUCCAAUAAACUAAACCGAGAUAAGAAAUCCCAAUCUUCCAAAAUUUCAACUUCAUCCAAAGUUCCUGCCGUUUGUGAUCCUGUAAUGGAGUCGCAUUCAGCGUCAGGAGACAUGUUGAAGCAGCCUGAGAAGUCUGAGGAACUUGGGUUCACUCCCAUGGCUGCUACUAAGAAUGAUGGCAAUGGUAAUUGGAAAAACAGGCUCAUGAGUGAUGAGAAACCGAACACUAAAACACCACCCCUGCAGGCUUCGUUUUCUCCCGAGAUUCGGUCGACGGCAACCAUGACAAAAACUCCUGCCUGUUACGCUGCCGGUCAUAUCAUUUCCGGGGUUACCGACAAGAGAAAAUGUAGAGCUAGAGGUGUACUUGCUGUAGCUCAAUCAGGACCCAAUGAUGAGACCAAAACACCACCCCUGCAAGCUUCAUUUUCUCCCGAGAUUCAGUCUACUGCAACCAUGGCAACAACUCCUGCCUGUUACAGUGCUGGCCAUCUCAUUGCUGGGGUGACCGACAAGAGAAAAUGUAAGGCUAGAGGUUUACUUGCUGUAAAUCAAUCAGGGCCGAAUGUUAAUGAUAUCUCAAGUGAUGGCUUUGAAGAAGAUUAUCAGCCCGGACUCGAAAACAAGUUCAGUGUUUCCAUGCUCCCUUCACCUGCUGAGGCUUCAAUGCAUUGGCUUCUGUCUCCUUGCCGUGAGACUGACGAGAAUGAAAUCAAGAAUUCUGCUUCGUUGCACGGCUUGCUCGGAAAACUUAAAACACGUCUUUCUCCUUCAUCACCAUUAUCUGAUCUCGGUUUUUCUUCUGAUUGGUGUAACUUUAGCAAUGACAAAAGUGAUGCUAUUAACGGUGGAACCGGAAAGAGCAGAAGGAGCACAAAUAGUUUACUUAUUUCAAGUCAAGGUCGUCGGUUUCGACUAAGUUCAGAUUGUUUAUCCGCCUGUUCUCCUCUUGUUUCGUCUUCUCCAAAUGCCACACCUUAUUCCGGAGCCGUUCCCCUUAAACAAGAGGAAAAACACUGCUACGGUAUUGAUAGACGAAACUCUCCAUUGUCUGGAGAUACAUUAGGGAGUGAAAAUGUUAUGCAAACCCCAAACUCAGAUUCAAGCAUUGAAAGGCCCGUUAGGCUGUUAUGUUCAAUUUUGAAGGACCACAAGAGACACCAUCAUCAUCAGUCCGUGCUACUUUCAAUGGCUGGAGAUCUCCGGAUGGCGAGCUUGUCUCCCGAGAGCCAUGUAUCGAUAUGGGAUACAACUGGUUCGAGUAUUAAGUUUGAUCAACUGUCUGUAUCUGUACCUUCCAAUUCCAUGGAUCUUUCUCAAUUUCAGCAAAAUUUGGAUGAUCAAUAUUUGUGGACAUCGAGUUCUACAUUUGAGGAUGUGUCACAGUCCGGAAUGAGAAUAUCCUGGAGGGAAGGAUUAGUAAGUCGCAUUUUUGAGAUGGAUGAGUUUGAUAGCUGCAGAUGCCUAUCGGACGAAGAGGAAGACUUGAAUGUGAAUAACCAAAGUCAUGACAUCAAUGUUGAUUCAGGGAAUGUAGAUGGCAAUGGAAUCAGCAAAGAAAAGCUUCAUUCUCCAUUACGUUUAUAUGCAGAGUCCAUUAGCACCGAUGGAGGUGGUUUGGUUCAGUCCACGGAUUCGGAUUGGAACCUUUGUUACAAGAACAGUUUGUUUCAAGCUUAAUCCACGACCUCCUUAUAUGAUGAUGUUCAUAUUCCAAGUCCAUUAGCGCCGGUUUGGCUCGGUCAGAGGAUUCGGAUUAGAACCUUUGCAACAAGAACAGUUUGCUUCAAGUAUAGUUCAGG
Messenger RNA from Hibiscus syriacus, 2297 nucleotides. RefSeq lists its product as uncharacterized. The transcript is spliced from 3 exons. The record is from RefSeq and is a predicted model, not a curated record. NCBI's taxonomy places the organism in Eukaryota, Viridiplantae, Streptophyta, Magnoliopsida, Malvales, Malvaceae. The coding region runs from base 25 to 2175 and encodes 716 amino acids.